Messenger RNA from Helianthus annuus (common sunflower), 2337 nucleotides. Its product is annotated as protein FAR1-RELATED SEQUENCE 5-like. The record is from RefSeq and is a predicted model, not a curated record. Bases 1 to 2337 code for a protein of 778 amino acids. The transcript is spliced from 8 exons. Gene Ontology annotation, molecular function: zinc ion binding. Gene Ontology annotation, biological process: regulation of DNA-templated transcription. Lineage: Eukaryota; Viridiplantae; Streptophyta; Magnoliopsida; Asterales; Asteraceae.
AUGAGGAAUCUACAAUCUGGUAAAUCAACUCUUCAGGAGCAAAACAACAUGAUGCCGAAUGUGUCCGGCUCUGAUGAUGCACUGAACAAUAGCUCUGAUGAUGCACUGAACAAUUCCAUUAAUACCAAUGUUGGUGAUGAAGAAGAGCCACAUAUACAAGAUUUUCAGGAAUCGGUUCGUAGUACUUAUUAUCAUUCACCGAAUGGCACUAGAUAUUGGAUACCCAAUGUAUUGGAAGCGUAUAGACCUCUUUUGGGUAUGGUAUUUGCUAAAGAGGAAGAUGCAAUUUCCAUGUAUCAGUCAUAUGCUGAGAAAGCUGGGUUUGAUAUUAGGUUGUCGACAACUAAGAAAUCAAAAGAUGGUAAUGUUAGACUUAGGUAUGUUCUUUGUAGUAGAUCGGGAAAGCCCAAUUGCCAAAAUGUUGAUUCAAUGCUUUUGAAGUCAUCUUCCAAGUUGCCUCGUAGCAGUAAUUACAAGGUUUCAGCCUGUAAAGCUAAAAUAAAGGUUAAAGUUUUCAAGGGUUAUCCUGGUUUACGGUUAUAUGAAUUUGUUGAGUCUCAUAAUCACCCGUUAGUUUCAAUUGAGAACAUGGAUUUGACGCGCAAGAGGCGGCAACUAGAAUUUAGCGACCAAGAUUUCAUUCAUAGGCUAAGUUUAGCUAAAGUUGGCCCGUCAACUGCCUUUAAGAUGCAAGCUGUUUUGAAAGGGGGACAACACAACGUCCGUGGUACCAACAUAGAAUAUAAAAAUUUCAGCAAGGAUUUAAGAGCUUUCAUUGGUAAAGGAGAUGCUCAAAUGGUUGUAAAUAUGAUGGACAAACGUAAAGUUAAUUUAGAAAAUUACUAUUGCCAUUACAUAAUUCGUCAUGGAGAGCUUGGGUCCUUAUUUUGGGCAGAUGAGGUUAUGAAGUGCAAUUACAGAGUUUUUGGCGAAGUGUUAGCUUUUGAUGCCACCUACAGUACUAACCAGUAUAAUAUGAUUUUUGUUCCUUUUACGGGGGUUGAUCACCAUAAGAAUUGCGUAACAUUUGCAGCUGCUCUUCUUUAUGAUGAAACUAUUGAGUCGUUCACAUGGAUGUUGGAACAAUUUCUUGAAGCACAUGGUAAACAACCGAGGCUAGUGUUAACCGACCAAGACCCGGCAAUGAAACAAGCCAUAGCUAAAGUUUUCAAUGAAUCUGUCCAUCGUCUAUGUAUGUGGCAUAUUAUGGAUAAACUUCCUCAUAAGAUUGAUGGUGAUGUGUUACAGAAUACCAACUUGAGGCGUCACAAAUGGUUGUCUGAUAUGUUUUCUAUUAGAGAUCAGUGGGUCCCAGGUUAUUUUAGGGACAUACCAAUGUGUUGUUUAAUGAAAACAACGUCUAGAUGCGAAAGUUCAAACGCACUUUUUAAGGUAAACUCUAGCGCAUCGAAUACUUUGGUUCAGUUUAUGUUGUGUUUUGAGAUAGCAAUUGAUGGUCAACGCUACCGGCAACGGGUUUCUGAGCAUAAAACCGAAUCAACUUCUGCCGCCUUAUCCACUCCGUUACCUAUAGAAGCACAUGCAGCACUUGUAUACACCAGAAGCAUUUUUAAGGAGGUCCAAAAGGAGAUAUCUAAAGCCUUAUUAUCAUGUAUGAAUGGUAGACCUGAUGUUGUUGAUGGUUAUGAACAUUAUACGGUUUCUCACUUUGAAAAAGGGACCGUUAUUGGUGAUUACACGGUUAAGAUCAAUCCGAGUGAUAACUCGGUUACAUGCUCAUGUAUGUUAUUUACACGCAUUGGAUAUCUAUGUCGUCAUGUUUUUUCUGCAUACCGAUUUCGAGGCAUAAACAAAAUUCCUAACAAGUAUAUAGCUCCAAGGUGGAAAAAAGAUGCAUUGCCUAAGAAAGUGUUCAACCUUGAAUUCCGUUAUGGUGUUGACAGCUCAGAAAGCUUUAAGCUUAGGUCAGAGGCGCUGAAUUUAGCUCAGCAGUGUGGUGAUCGAUUACGGGGUGAUUCAGUAAAGCUUGCUUGGUUUGUGGAACAAAUCAGGGCUAUUAAGAACACAAUUUUUGAAGAGGCCACAACUGAUCCAAGUUCUAAGAAUAAAGGUGGUGUCUUUGAAGAAUUGAUUGGAGAAUCACAACCUGAUAGUGUUUCUUUUGUCGCUCCCCAAGGUAUUAGGAAUAAAGGAUGUGGGACAUCUCACCGUUUGAUUGGCCCGGGAGAGAAAGCCAAGAAAAAACAAAAACGUAAACAAAGUCACAGUGACGAAGAUAAUGAUGAAGAAAAUGAUGAAGAUAUGGAUGAAGAUAGUGAUGAAGAUAGCGAUGUAGAUGGCGAUGAAGAUAGCCACGAAGAUAGUGAUGGUGAAUGA